Messenger RNA from Papaver somniferum (opium poppy), 788 nucleotides. RefSeq lists its product as uncharacterized. The record is from RefSeq and is a predicted model, not a curated record. The transcript has 2 exons. Lineage: Eukaryota; Viridiplantae; Streptophyta; Magnoliopsida; Ranunculales; Papaveraceae. Bases 113 to 565 code for a protein of 150 amino acids.
AUAUAUCUAUGUCUCUUCAUGCUUCAAAAAAAAAAAAAAGCUUCUAAGUCUCUUCUUCUGACACAAUGAAAAAGUAAUCAUAGCUUCUGUUUUGGUGUGUAUUAGCAUAGUUAUGCCGCAAGCAGACGAAAUCUCUCAAUUUUUUGUUUUUUUGAUGACAAAGGGAAAAGGUGUACUGGUUCAUAAAAAUGCUCCCAAAGCAAACAAGAAGAUGGUUCUAAAGAGAACUCCUAGGAUGAAGGUGAAGUGUGUGAGGCAGAGACUUUUUCCAUCUCCGGAUAAAGUCAUUAAUAUUUCUACUGACUCGAUUAAGUCUUCUUCAAGAAUGAAUCAUGCUUCCCCGACAUACACUCCGAUGUCGCCUUACAAGAAGUCCUUGAAUGAAUUGUUUGAUGAAAUAGAUCCCGCUGAUAUUACACCAGAUUUUUUUGGAAGUCCCUGUCAAGACGGAUGGUGUUCGAAUCACCGAAGAGCACUCUGCUAUUUUCGACCCCGAUGUUGCCAAAGGCUUGGCAAAUGGCUGCCUUCUACCCAAGGAUCGUCAGGCUUAUGCCCAAAUUAUUGACCAGGAAGAAAUGUUUGGGAUCUACAAUAUGAACAUGUUUCGCCUCCUGUCCAUUGGAUCGUGCACAUCAAAUAUUGAAAUCUGCUGUAGCUGAGCGGGAUAACGUGAUCCAAGCCGCCCUUGCUAACAGAGACCUUGAGAUCAAACACCUCCGUUCCGAGAUAGCUUUUAAGGAUAUGGAGAUUAAAGAUCUCGAAGAUGACUUGAAGGAAUAUCACUAGAA